GGGCGCCGAGGUGGGGGGCUUCUCCGCCCGCUGCUUUCUCCCCGGGCGCCGGCGCCCGCGCCCGCCAUUGAAGGCGGGCCUCCCGGCGGGGGCGAGGCCGGAUCCCGCUCGGCUGGGCCCGGGGCCCGAGAAGCGGGGCGCGCUGGCAGCGGCUCGGCCAGGGUGCGGGGUGGACGGCGGCGAGCGGCCCGUCCAGCGAGCGCUGUCCAGGGGCUGGGCUGGCCCAGCCGGCACGGCCCGCGGCCGCGUCGCCUCAGCUGCCGCGGGACGGGGUCGGGCGGGGCUGCGGAUCCUCGCGGAGUCGCCGCCCGGCCCCGCCCGCCUCUGACCUCCGCUCACCCCAGCCGGGGUCCCCCGCUCCCCGGCGCGCAGGGCGGCUGCGCGGUGAGGAUCCCACCCCGCCCCCAGUCGCUUUCCGCACUCCCCGCCAACUUUGUUUUUCUUCCCGCAACACAUGGUUCCACUCACGGACCCCUGCCCCUUGGGGAGCAACGUGGGGGGCCGGCGGGCGAAGGAGGAGGUGGGUGAGGGACGGAAGUGGCAAAGACCUAGAGCAACAGGAAAUGACUUAGGGAAAGUCCCAACCACAGCCCCCCAGCCCCCUGCCUGUAAACACUGCCCACCCCCACUCUGCAGGCUUGGGAAGGGCUUGUGGGGCCCUCCCAACCGACUUCCCCUUGCAGAACCCAGCGGGUGCCGCGUCUCCAACCCGGGCCUCCAUCACCAUGUUCCAGGCUGCAGGAGCCGCCCAGGCCACCCCCUCUCAUGAAGCCAAAAGCAGCGGUGGGAGCAGCACUGUUCAGCGCUCCAAGUCCUUCAGCCUUCGUGCCCAGGUGAAGGAGACCUGUGCUGCCUGCCAGAAAACUGUGUACCCCAUGGAGCGACUAGUGGCAGACAAGCUCAUUUUCCACAACUCUUGCUUCUGCUGCAAGCACUGUCACACCAAGCUCAGCCUGGGCACCUAUGCGGCACUGCAUGGGGAAUUUUACUGCAAACCCCACUUUCAGCAGCUGUUUAAGAGCAAAGGCAACUAUGAUGAGGGGUUCGGCCGGAAGCAGCACAAGGAGCUCUGGGCCCACAAGGAAGUGGACCCCGGCACCAAGACAGCCUGAGGUCCCGGUGACCUUCCACACCUUCCCUGGAGGCCUGGAGCAGGGCAGUGGGAAGGGUGGGAGCGAGAUUAGGCCUGGGCCCGGGGGAGGGGGCAGGCUGGAAGGGGAGGAGGCUGCCUUGCUCAGGCAGAGGGUCACAGGGGCAGGGCUCUGCUCCAGGCUUUCUUCAGUCUCCCUUGGUGGGUGGGGGCUUGGGAGCUAGGAUUGGAGUUUCCUCGCCACCUGCUUCCUGCUUUUAACCCACCGCAGCCCACCUCUUGGCCGCCUGGGAGCCCCCUUCCAAGCCCAGCUUCCCUAUCUAGGUGCCUUUUCUCCAGCAAGGAGUCAGCAUGCCCCACUCAGGGUCCCAAGCUCCCUCACUGCCACCCAGGGCCCUGUGCGGCCUGCAUGUCUGCCCAUCUACCUCUGCCCUUAGCCUGGUCCUGAGCCAUGGAGACAGGAGGAAGGAGAGGGUGAGCGCCCCUUGCUGGGCCUCACCGCAGGCCCACCAUGGCCCCACCAGCGCAGGGGAUGGGGAAGUGGAGCCGCCCUGCCCCCGGGAAGGCUGGGUCCACCCCACUGGGGCUCAGGACCACUUCGCACCAUCAGCGUGAAGAAGCAGAAGUUUAAGUACCUGCCAGGCUGAGAGCCACAGAGACUGGCAGCAGGGCCGGUGGCGGCCAUGCUCCCCUCUUCCCCGCCCUCGUUUCUGCCGAUUCUGACUGUUGUCGGCAACCCCGUCUUAAACAUGUUUAAACAGAUCCUGACUCUGUAUUGUACGGCCUGAUGCGGGGCUUUGUGGUAGGACAGAUGUGAACUCACCGUGGGGAAGGGGAAGGGGAUGAGGUCAGCUCAGAGCUCUCCUGGCCUUGAUGGGUGUCAGGGAAAUACUAGCCAGCCUGAGAAAAGGGGGUGCUGUUCCCAGCCACGUCUCCAUGCUGGCAAACCCACAGUGGUUUUAUAACUGAAACUACUUUGUCCCUCAGCUUUGGGUUGGUUAAGAGAUCUCAGAUCCACCAACUUGCACACACAGGAAGAGGAAGCACAGGACGGCCUGAGAGCACAAGGCUUGAUCAGUCAAUAGUGAUAGGGCCUGGCUUUGCUACACCUUAGUAUGUUGGGGUGCAAGGCGCCCUUCUGAGUCUUUGAGCCCCCUACCCCCUAGAGGGUCACAGAAGGCCCACCUUUCCAAUUCCCUGUCUUCCUAGCCCUUUGCCCUGGAAAUCAGCAAGGAAUGGUGGGAACCAGCAGAUCCAGCAAAAGUGCUGCUGAGGGUUUGGGGACCUGCCUCACUUUUGUCCUUCCCCAGUCCCCAUGCCCUUUCUCCUCAUUGCUGUCAUCUUCCCCCUGCCUUUUCAGGCUCUGGGGAGUAGAGCAGCUUGUCCUCUCCCCUGAAAGUCCAGGCACUGAGGGCCAAGUUUAUAGCAGUGCAAACAAAACAAGCUUGAAGAGCAAAACCCCACCCUCAUACCCCCUACUGCAGGACACAGGCAGGAAGUCUGGGCUGUCCUGCCUCAGAUCCAACUGUCCUUGAUAGUCCCAAACUGCCUGUCGGAGAGAUGAGUUGGGGGCCCAAGAAGACAAGACUACUAGAGGAGUCCCGUACAACUCCCUAAGUCCCUAGGUGGCCUCAAACCCAUGGAACAGGGUAGGAAGUUGGGCCUCAAGUUCUGCUGGCAGAUAGGACAGUGCAGUACUGUGGUAGGCACUGCUCCUUAAGAAGCCGAGUGAACGCUCAGUGAGCUGAGCCAGCACCUGAGCAUGGGUCCUCGGCGUGAGAGCUACUGAGAGCCUCACCCAAGGCAGGUCCAGCUUCCUGCACCAGUUCUUGGAUGCAGACAAGGACAGCCUCUCAUCCUGCUCAAAGUUAAGCAUCAGUGGCAGAUGGGUCAGGAGAAACAUGAGCAGUGGCCCUGGACCGGGUAGACUACUGGAUCCAUGAAGCUCCUGGGAACCAGGCCCUUGCGAAGUUGGUCAGGAAGGCCAACAGUGCCACCUCAGCAAACCAGGCCUGAUGGAACCACUUCAGUGGAACUCUUAUGGGGAAGGUGGGGAGACCACUUUCUGAGCUAACAGUGGGACCCAACCAAGUCAUCCCAGAACCCAUCCUCUUGAAGCAUUUCCAGUUCUUUGCUUGAGGGCCUCUCAAGCUUGCUGCCAGGCACCAUACCCAGUCCCUCCCAGGCAGAUACCUCCACCCCACCCCACCCAAAAGAAAUGCUACAGGACCCCUCUAGUAUAAAUGAUCCCUUUUAUUGUAAGUAAUGCAUGACACUGGCCUGGCUUUGCACUGCAAGCCCUCGGUCAAGGUAUAGUCAAAUAACUAUGGCUGCAGGUUCUUCUGCACAAUCCACAAUUCAGACACAGACAGAGCUGGGGGGAGGGCAGGAGGGCCAGGGGGAUGGCAGAGUGGGGACUGUCCCAGCCCCAGCUGCUCUGUGCUGGGUUGGCCAAGGCAGACACACUCCACGGAAUGAGAAAACGGCAGCAUGGCCCCUUCCCACAGCAAGCCUGGGGGCUGGUAGGAAACUACCCUUCAGAACCUUUGGGUCCAGGCCAUCCUAGGGCCCCACAACUUUUCAUCUGGAUUAUUUAAUAAAAAACAAUAAAUUAAAAUUAAGCAA
Choloepus didactylus (southern two-toed sloth) is the source of this 3715-nucleotide messenger RNA. RefSeq names its product LIM domain containing 2 (gene LIMD2). The transcript has 4 exons. The record is from RefSeq and is a predicted model, not a curated record. Gene Ontology annotation, molecular function: actin filament binding. Gene Ontology annotation, biological process: actin filament bundle assembly. NCBI's taxonomy places the organism in Eukaryota, Metazoa, Chordata, Mammalia, Pilosa, Megalonychidae. Gene Ontology annotation, cellular component: actin cytoskeleton; plasma membrane. Bases 726 to 1112 code for a protein of 128 amino acids.